UUACCAUCGCAUUUGAUAACAUCAAUUAUCCGUUUAAUUCAUGUAGGGAUGGAUUUCCACUCCAUGAAUCGCAAACAGCUGCAGACAUUAUGCAAGAAGCACAAGAUUCCCGCACAUUUGUCCAAUCUCGAGAUGGCCAACAGGCUCACGAAAUUUCUUCAGGACGAAAAUGUGAGCGAAAUCGAAUCUGUGGGUGAGGGUGUGAAUAAAAAAAGCAAGAAAGUACGAUUUAGUCCGGAGCAUGAAUUGAUUGAGUUUACCAGAUCGCCAAUACAAAUUAAAAGAAGAAGUAGGAGGAAUUCUGUGUCAGGGAGAGAUAGUAAUUGGUCAAUUGAAAUGGAAGCAGAAACUGUGGGUAGAGAGGGUAGCGCUAUUCAAACUGGAGAGUUGAAGUUAGUGGAGGCAGAGGUUAAGCAAAAUAAGAGAGGAAGGAAGGCUGUGAAAUGUAAUGAUGGACAAAAAAUUGCUUCUGCUGUUGAUAGUUGUGAAGAUGGCCAGUUGGAAAUGGAAGUUAGGCCAGUUAGAAUGACGCGGUUGAGAGGGAAAACGGAAGCAGAGGGCGAGAUGAAAUAUGCAAAAGAUGAUUAUAAGCGAGAUAAGAAAGCUUCAGAUAGUGUCAAGAAUGCUGGCAAUACUGAGAUUGCGGAGAAUCAUAGUAGGGUUACCAGAUCUAAGGCACAAAAAGUGACAGAAGCUCCUGCAGCAAAGGAGAAAAGAGGGAGAAAAGAAGUGAAAAAUAUUGGUAAGGUAGCUGCUGUUAGAGCUGAGACUGGUGACAAUAGAGACUCUUUGAGUAAGAGAGGGGAUGAGGGUGAAGGAAAAUCAGCUAUGGGUUCAGAUGAGAGAACUGCAGGAGAACAUGUGACUGUUGAACCUCAACUUGUUUUAAGGAGAUCUAAAAGGAAAGUGAACGGUGUUGGUGAAUCUGAGAUGUUGGUUUGUGAUACAAGGGAACAUGAAAAUCCCAAGGUCGAGGGCUCAACAAAGACCUUAAAGUUGUUGGCAUCAGGUGUUCCUGAAGUGGAUACAGAAAUUAGUGGAGUUGAAGGUGAUCAAGGUAGAGGAGCAGUUCAGAAAAUUGAAGAACACAUUCAAAAGAUGGAACCCCGAAGAAGUAACAGGAGGAAGACUGUGAUUGAUUCUACUGGUCUUAUAGGUGACAGAUUGAGAAGCUCACUGACACCGUCAGAUAUUGUUCCUGAAGUUUCUAAAGAUGAGAAGAUGGUUAUCCAGCCUAUUGGAGUUACAAGGAGGUCUAGGCGUAAGAUUAUAAGUGUGAAAUUGGUUUCUACUAUUGAUAAUGAUUCAGCUGUAGAGAAUCUCAAUGCAGAAAAGCCUAAAAGUGAAUCAUGUCUAGGAGAGAAGGAGAUUUUUGCAGUAGUUCAGAAGAAUACGCGAGUAACAAGGAAUACUUCCAAAUGUAACCCACCAGGGUCUCUAGACAAGGUUGGUACUAAUUCAGCUGCAGAGAAUAUUGUUGCAGAAAAGCAUAUAAGUGAAUCAUGUUUAGGAGAGAAGGAGAAUGUUGCAGCAGUUCAGAAGAAUAUGCGAUUAACAAGGAAUACUUCCAAAUGUAAGCCACCAGGGCCUCUAGACAUGAUUGGUGGAGAUUCUAAUAUUCACCAGAAGAACAAAGUAACGAGGAGAAAAAGGGGUCAUGUCACAGGAGAUGCCAUGAUAAAGAACAAUGAUACAAUUUCUGGAGAACAGUCAUUGAAAGGAAGAAGCAGUGAGGAAGUUGUGUCUCCAACUGCCAAAGGCAAAUUUUCUGAUGAGAUGAACCAACCACACAGACUAGACAAACCCCAGACGCUUGACACUUCAGAAAGUGCUAACAACUCGUGUUCCAAAAAUAUCAUUAGUGAUGUGGAUCUGACAUCUAUAAAAGAGACUCAUGAAAUGAAGGAAGAGGUCUCUGCUGCUGAUAGUGCUGACAAUUCUUGUAUGAACUUGGCCAAUGAAGGAAAGUUGGUGAACUCAAACGCAAAUGCCGCAUCCACAUCCAAGAGUGCAGCUCGGGGCACUGAGUCCUCAGCUUCUGAGGAUCAAAUUUGUAACAGCAGCAUUGUGGAAGUGAAAGAGGGCAAGUUACUGUUGGAGUUCGAUGUCCAGGAAUCAGUUGAGCAGAAUAUAAAAGAAGUGGAUAGGAAUGGCUCAGAAGCUCGGAUGUAUAGCCAGGCAGAAGAUUCUGGAUGCAACAACAAAAUCAAUGACCAAGUACUUGCAGAAGGCUUAAAUGUUCUGGAAGAGGAAGGUUCUGCUGAGACAUGCUCUUCUGCUGACAGCGAUUUGUAUGGUGAUCAAACAGAUGUUAAGACUGACCUAGAAGUAGCAAAGACUGAAGUUGAUGAACACUUACAACCAUGUGUCAGCUUGGUUGUUCACCAUAAUGAUCAAGAUGACUUAGAGUUAGGAGCAUCCAGUAAUAUUCUGGACAUCAAUAACGAAGAUACAUCCCGAACACCUGGAGCCUUUGAGUCUUGCGGAACUGAUUAUACCCAAUCAAAGAGUUCUUCAAAACUGAAGGAGCCAUCUUUAGGCAUGACUAUGCAUCAUGUUGAUGAUGGGGUCAAAGGAUUUGAAACCUGCUUCCAUAACGGUAGAGCUUCAGAAUUGGCUGAAGCUGAUGAAGGAGGUUGCUCAAAAGAUCAAAGUAAUUCAAGUGACCAGUUCAAUGAAUCCAAUAUGCCUGAGCUAUGUCAUAGUGAAAGAAAUGCUGGAAUAGUCUCACCAGAUGGAGGUCAUGAUGAUUUUCAAGUAGAUAAGUUAUUUAAUCAAGAAGGAAGAUACGGGAUCACACCACAAGAGAAGGAAACUUUUUCUGGUGAACAUUCAGUCGAGGAUUUUAAUGAGCAAGGGCUGUCACAACAUGAUUCCCCUUCUAUAGCACCCACAACCAUGCACAACAGCACUGGAGAUCAUAAGAGCUCUAAUUCACAGGAAACUGAUCCUUCUAGCCCCUCUUGUGUUUCUGAAACUCAAGCGAAGAAGCAAAAGAGUCUAGUGGCCAAUUCCAAUGAACUUGCACACUCUAAUAAGAGGCAGGUAACUUUGAGCAGUGCAAGUGAACUGGCAGUUAAUGCAGUAUGCUUCUUGAAGAGUUCUGAGAUGAAAGAUGCUGGAGGCCUCAUUGCUGAUGAAGAUGUCAAUGAUGAAAACUAUGGCAUAGAUGAAGAGGUUUUGGCCGAGGCAAGCAUUUCACAUGUCAAAAGUUGCUCUGUCAACAAGAUAGUGGCUGGAAAUCUUGGUGGUGUGAAGUUUCAAGACACCGUGGAAACUGAACAUGAACAUAGAAACCUGGUAGCAAGGAAGACAGAGUCAGAUGCAGAUGAAGAGGCUACUCUUGCGACAUCUAGGAAAAUCUGGACAGAAGCUGAACUUCAGAAUCUGUUUGGAACCUCGGACGAAUAUGCUCCUCCUGGUCUAAGUGACACUUUCUGUCAAGGAUCUGAACGAGCAAAUAUGACAAUGUCAGAGAACAAAUCAACUCCCAGCAAUAAUGGCAUCUUGACCGAGAAGCAGGAAAAAGAGAUGGAUGAAGAAAGUGGUAUCGAGAGUGAUGCUAACAUCUAUGAAAAUGUGCUAGAAUCUCUGUUUGUUACACCAGUAAAGAUUGCGACUCCCUGCAAGACAGAAGAAACCUAUUCUCAUGACAGUAUAUUGGACGGAAGUGUGACGUCGGUUCAGGAAGGGUCGGUGACAAUGAAGGAAAAUGUUCCUACAGGAGUUAUGUCCAAUGAAAAGGCUCAGAAUGCUGGAUAUGAGAUUGAGAACAACUUAGGCACUGGAGCUGCAUUACCAGGUCAUGGUGGAGAUGACAUUCGCGAAGAUGUAAAUGAGUUUGAGAGUUUUGACAGAGUAUUGGACGGAAGUGCAACAUCGGUUCAGGAAUGGUCAGAGGCAAUGAAGGAAAAUGUUGCUACAGAAGUUACGUCCAAUGAAAAGGCAAAUACUGCUGGAUAUGAGAUUGGGGGCAACUCAUGCACUGGAGCUGCAUUAUCAGAUAAUGGUGGGGAUGACAUUUGCGAAGAUGUAAACGAGGUUGAGAGAGUAUUGGACGGAAGUGUGACAUCGAUUCAGGAAUGCUCAGAGGCAAUGAAGGAAAAUGUUGCUACUGGAGUUACAUCCAAUGAAAGGCACAUAAUGCAGGUUAUGUGGUUGAGAGCAACUUAG
Molecule: messenger RNA, 4173 nt
Organism: Salvia splendens (bonfire salvia)
Lineage: Eukaryota; Viridiplantae; Streptophyta; Magnoliopsida; Lamiales; Lamiaceae
Product: dentin sialophosphoprotein-like
Exons: 9
Coding region: 49-4173 (1374 amino acids)
Source: RefSeq, a predicted model, not a curated record